This is a messenger RNA of Metopolophium dirhodum (rose-grain aphid), 273 nucleotides long. RefSeq lists its product as uncharacterized. The transcript has 2 exons. The record is from RefSeq and is a predicted model, not a curated record. NCBI's taxonomy places the organism in Eukaryota, Metazoa, Arthropoda, Insecta, Hemiptera, Aphididae. Bases 1 to 273 code for a protein of 90 amino acids.
AUGAAAUCUCCCGCCGUAGUAAUAAUAAUGGUCGUCAUGUUGGUUUUGUGCGGAAUUUUUAUUCAGAGUGUUAUAGCUCAAGACGCGGAUGCCAAUGCUACCGUAGUAGAACCAGCGGCGCCUGAAGCCACGAAAGCCCCCAUCAUUCCAGGCAACAGCACCGGAAACGGCACCGAUACAGGCAACGGUCAACUAUCGAUCACCGGGUCUGCGGUGCAGUGCGCCAUUAUAUCCUUCUUGGUGGUUGUCAGGAUGUUUUACCAGACAUUGUGA